This is a messenger RNA of Pseudovirgaria hyperparasitica, 2419 nucleotides long. RefSeq names its product rhamnogalacturonan lyase. Lineage: Eukaryota; Fungi; Ascomycota; Dothideomycetes; Acrospermales; Acrospermaceae. The transcript has a single exon. The coding region runs from base 120 to 2186 and encodes 688 amino acids. The record is from RefSeq and is a predicted model, not a curated record. Gene Ontology annotation, molecular function: carbohydrate binding; catalytic activity. Gene Ontology annotation, biological process: carbohydrate metabolic process.
AGGUUAAGAAUGUGGGUUCCUGAAUAGCGUGACUUCCCCUCCAGAAUCCGGGCUCUCUGAUAUCCUAUAAGUCUUCCUAUAAAUUUCAAGUACCCGCAGCACCCAUAAGCACUGUCAUCAUGACUGGAAGGAUGAACCAGAUAUUGCAAUUCAGACUGUAUCUACUAUUUUCUGCAGGUUGGCUUCUGGGUCGUUCAACGGCCGCGAUCAUAGCUACGGAGAACAGCUUCCAGAUUGUUCUGACUAAUGAUCGCCUUUUCACAACUGUAAAUAAGUCUACAGGUGCCAUCGACAAUGUGUUCCUUGAUGGGCAGGACUUACUGGGAACCAAAAGCUACGAAACACCGACCCCUGGGGGAGCAUCAGGGGCGGCAAAUAGUGGAAUUGGCCCCUACCUUGACUGUUAUUGCAUCCCAAGCGGCUUCUACACCCCUGGAUCGAUCGAUCCUUACUACAAAGUCUUCACUGGGAACGAUAGCACCGGGACCAUGUAUGGCGGUAUCGUCAUGGGUGAGGUAUACCCUCCGACUGGUCAGAGGUUGGAGCAGUACUGGUUUCUCCGUGAUGGCGAGACUGGCCUGCAUAUGUUCUCCCGGUUGGAGUAUCGGAAUACAACAACCCCUUUUCUGAGGAACUUGCAGGAAUUCCGCACACUGUUUCGACCAAAUACGCCAAUUUGGACCCAUCUGAGCACAAAUGAAGUUUUCUACGGCCCUCUCCCCAAUCUGACCCACCAGGUAACAGUCCAAGAUGCAACCUGGGACGUCAACAAUGCAGCCGACCCGUAUGUCCAGCAAAUCGCCCCAUACUUUACGAAAUACACCUUUGCGGACGCCUGGCGCGACCAUGAUGUGCAUGGAAUCUUUGCCGAUGGCUCUCGAACUCUUAACGGCAAUGUAUACGGAGCCUGGCUUGUCAUGAAUACCCGUGAUACUUACUUUGGUGGGCCGCUGCACUCCGACCUUACCGUCGACGGCAUCGUGUACAAUUACAUCUCGUCCAACCAUCACGGCGACCAGACGCCCAAGAUCACACAUGGCUUCGAUCGUACGUUUGGGCCGUCAUUUUUACACUUCAAUACCAAUAUCACGGGCACUCCUCUCUCUGCGCUCCGCGCCGAUGCCGCACGCUUCGCCACACCCUCGUGGAACAAGCCAUUUUACGAUUCUAUCGCGCCCCAUGUCUCGGGCUACGUUCCAACCUCCGGUCGCGGCUCCUGGACAGGCACAAUCGACUUACCUCAAGGCGCAUCGCGGCCCAUAGCCAUCCUCACAGCUUCGGGUUACGACUUCCAGGACAACGUCUUCAACACCAGCGCAUACCAAUACUGGGCCUCCAUAACCCCGUCUGGCAGCGUGCAAAUCUCCGGCGUCGUAGCUGGACUGUAUCGUCUGACCAUCUAUGCCGACGGUAUUUUUGGGCAAUACAUCCGCGACGGGAUCUCCAUCUCCGCAGAGCAAAGCACGCACACACGCGCACGCUGGACCGAGGAAUCAUCUGGUACAGAACUCUUCCGCAUCGGCGUACCGGACAAAAGCAGCGGCGAGUAUCGACACGGACGCAUGCCAUCCCAAAAUGGCACGCUGCACCCGCCCGAGUACCGCAUCUACUGGGCUGCAUAUGAUUUCCCAACCGAGUUCCCCGAGGGUGUACAGUAUACGGUCGGGAAGUCCUCUUUGGAUGAUCUGAAUUACGUGCACUGGAGCGUGUACGGGGGAAAAGCGAACGCGCUGCGCCCUGUUCCAUAUUUCGAGAAUGUCGCAAACUGGACGAUCCUAUUCAGCUUCAAUUCCACUGCCGAACAGAUGGCGGACGCAACGAAGGCGAUAUUCACGGUUCAACUCGCAGGCGCAAAGACGGCAGCCGGGAACACGGAUGUAUAUAACAGCUCCGAGCCUUACGCUGAUCUCCCCUUGACCGUGAGCGUGAACAACAGAGACAUAGCACCAUGGGUAAUACCGUACUACCACAGUAGUUCGUGUGCCGUGCGCUCGGAAAUAUCGUGUUACAAUAUAGCGCACAAGUACGAAUUUCCAGUGAGUUGGUUGCAAGACGGUGCGAACGAGUUUGUCAUGAGCUUACCGGCAAAUGCGACGGAUUAUGAGAGCGCGUUGUUGCCCGAGAGCGUCUAUGUGCAGUAUGAUGCGAUAAGGUUGGAGAUUGACUCUGAGCCGUCAAGGGCAUAACUAUUACGCAGUAAGAUCUCCUCCCCGACCCGCGACCACAGGACACGCCAGAUCCUCUGAUUCUUACCGAGUACGUACCAAGAUACCAUAAAGACACACAAUAGAUUUGGGAGGUCCCUGAGGAUUGGUCACAGAUUUGACUGAAUGUGAUAGAUACUACCUGCCUGUAGUCAGACGGUGACAAGAGAAUUCGUGACCUUCGUAACGCAAGAUCAAUUCCGCGGCAUAGGCAA